This is a messenger RNA of Populus euphratica (Euphrates poplar), 1402 nucleotides long. Its product is annotated as monoglyceride lipase-like. The record is from RefSeq and is a predicted model, not a curated record. Lineage: Eukaryota; Viridiplantae; Streptophyta; Magnoliopsida; Malpighiales; Salicaceae. The transcript is spliced from 7 exons. The coding region runs from base 104 to 1243 and encodes 379 amino acids.
UCGCGACUCCUUUUCAAUUUCUCUCUACCACCACUUCUCUCUCUAAAAACCUGAUAUUUCCGCCUGCCAUUUUUGUUCUUUGACUUUUUGAUCUCCUGCCACCAUGUCAACGAUGGCAGAGAUGGAGCCACUAACAUCAGGAGCGAGCAAUCGAAUAAUCCCAAUCUUGAAAACCCUAAGAACUUCUCUCCUCUACAUUCACGCACUUCUCUUUUCCGUCCUUCUCCUCCUUCUCCCUCGUCGUUACCGCCGCCGUUACACGGCGGACUCCUCAGCGGAGCAAUCGCCUAGAAAGUCAGUGAAACGAUGGAGAUUGGAGGAGGAAGAUACUAUAAAAAGGAGAGCUCUUGCUGAGGGUAUCGAUAUGACGACCGGUAACGAAGACUGCCGGUGGAGUACGUUCUUGUUCUUUGGUGUUAGACGAAAUGCACUCUUCACCAGGUCUUGGUUUCCGGUAACCUUUACCGGGCAAAAGAAGGGCAUUUUGGUUAUUAUUCAUGGCCUUAAUGAGCACAGUGGACGAUAUGCUCAAUUCGCAAAGCAACUAACCUCAUGCAACUUUGGUGUCUAUGCAAUGGAUUGGAUAGGUCAUGGUGGGAGUGAUGGGUUGCAUGGAUAUGUUCCUUCACUAGAUCAUGUUGUUGCAGAUACUGGAGCUUUCUUGGAAAAGAUUAAGUCGGAGAACCCUGGAGUACCAUGCUUCCUUUUUGGUCACUCAACUGGAGGUGCUGUGGUUUUAAAGGCGGCCUCAUAUCCUAACAUUGAAGAAAUGCUGGAGGGAAUUAUACUGACCUCACCAGCUUUGCGUGUCAAGCCUGCACAUCCUAUUGUUGGGGCUGUGGCUCCUUUUUUCUCUCUGGUUAUCCCCAAGUUCCAAUUUAAAGGAGCGAACAAAAGGGGCAUUCCAGUUUCUAGGGAUCCUGCAGCACUUCUGGCCAAGUAUUCUGAUCCAUUGGUCUAUACAGGACCCAUAAGGGUCCGCACAGGGCAUGAGAUAUUGCGUAUAUCCUCGUAUUUGCUGCGCAAUUUCAAAUCUGUGACUGUUCCAUUCUUUGUUCUCCAUGGAACUGCUGACAAGGUAACUGAUCCUCUAGCAUCUCAGGAUUUGUACAAUGAGGCAGCCUCCAAGUUCAAAGAUAUAAAGCUUUAUGAUGGUUUCUUGCAUGACCUUCUCUUUGAGCCUGAACGUGAAGAAGUUGGUCAGGAUAUAAUCAGCUGGAUGGAGAAGAAGAUUAGGAGCUGAUUCUGAACAAGUUUACAAUCACUGGUAGAUUUUCUUACAGGAUGGUCAAGAGUUUGGCUAGUCAUAAGCAUAGCUAUUUCAGUUGUCAAAUUGUGUCACAGGUUUAUUCUCAUGAAACCGGAACUUGUAUUUAUGCAAAGAUAAAGUUCAUAAUUAAAA